Brienomyrus brachyistius is the source of this 2630-nucleotide messenger RNA. RefSeq names its product cyclic AMP receptor-like protein A. NCBI's taxonomy places the organism in Eukaryota, Metazoa, Chordata, Actinopteri, Osteoglossiformes, Mormyridae. Gene Ontology annotation, cellular component: plasma membrane. Gene Ontology annotation, biological process: adenylate cyclase-activating G protein-coupled receptor signaling pathway; cell surface receptor signaling pathway. Gene Ontology annotation, molecular function: G protein-coupled receptor activity. The record is from RefSeq and is a predicted model, not a curated record.
GUGUGUGUCCUGGUUGGCAUGUCACUGGAUACAGCUGGAAAUCCUGUGCCAAUUACCCGCAGCUGCAUUCAGUGAUAUAAUGACCCCAUAACAGAUACCCUACUCCAGCCCUCGUGCCCUCAACACAAGGAUGUUUAGAGCCCAGGGAGAACAUCAGUCCUAGCAGAUGGCACUGAAGAAACAGCGUAGCCCGAGAGAAUACACAUAUCAGUGUACGAUUACUGCCAGUGACAGUGCUUAUUUAACUACCAGUGGUCAGCACUACUGUUCAGGAAAAUCCUGGUGAACGCAGUCAUCUUUGUAAGAUGAUCUCACAUUAGGUCACCAGAAAAAAACAACUAAAAAUGGGGCGUCGGUACUUAUAUUUGGCACAUUUGUAUAUGCAAAAGGAAUUACAUCGUUCAUAAUUUCAUUAUAAACAUGCCUUGAAGUGUAGUGCUUAUUCUGCCCUUAACGACGUUAAUAAUGAAGCCAACUGAUAUGUAGUUUCACAGUGUUUGUAUCUCAUUAUUUUUAGCUUCUGUAACGCGUUGCUGUGUGUUUUUCUUAUUUGGUUUGUGGGUACUUUAAUAAAACAGAAACCACUAUACACACAAAACUGUUAGUUGUGCGUGACUGUGUCUCUGCUGCCUCAUUCGUGCCAUUGCCGUCCUGCCGCACGCUACGCGAAAUCGUUUUUAGUAAGUUCCUUCGUCCUGUUUGUCCCCUUCUGCGCUCUGUAGGAACUCGCUGUAGCUUAGCUACCAAAGCACAAGAUGAGUUUUUCUAGUCAUCAAAACAUUGACAUGAAACCGUAACAAACAAUGGAAAAUAAACAAAUAAUGACAGCCAGCAAAAACGACAGUAGUUCCUGCGGUCGUCUUAAUACAGAAUUUGAUGAAUACCAAUGUACGGUGAUCCUCACAGUGAAAAGGGCAACGGCGACGUUCUCGUUGAUAGGAUGUGUCUUCAUGCUGUUUGUGAUCUGGCUCUUCCGCCGAUACAACUCCUUGGCUCAGAAGAUGAUCGUGAGCCUGACAGUGGCUGCCUUCUUCGACAGUGUGGCCUACGUCAUGGGUGAAGACCAUCCCGAGGGAGCCCUCUGCAACUUCCAGGCCUUGUGGCUUACCUACUUCGAUUGGUGCGCCCUGGCCUGGGUCUGUCUCAUCACUGUCAACCUCUACGCCAACCUUGUGAAGGAGAUGCGGACAGAGCAGUACACGAUACCGUACCAUGUCCUGGCCUGGGGGGUGCCUCUGCUGAUGUCCUGCCUGCCUCUUUUCGCUGGGUACUACGGACCAGCUGGACCAUGGUGCUGGAUCACAGACAAUCACGUAGCCUGGAGAUUUGGGAUAUGGUACAUCCCACUCUUCUUGCUGAUUUUCCUGAUGAUCUGCUGCUACGUUCGCAUCAUCUAUGUGGCUAACAAGAGGAUGCAGUCUUGGUUUGGGACGUUCAACCCGGACAGAGAGCGUCGAAAGGUGUCACUGGCCGAGGAGAUCAAGCCGUUGAAGUGGUACCCGUCGGUGUACCUCCUGGUCUCCCUAUUCCCCCUCAUCAACAGGAUCCAUAACGCCUUGUACCCCAGGACGCCAGUGUUCUCGCUGACGCUGAUGCACGUCUUCUCCGGCCCUCUGCACGGCCUGGCCAAUGCCGUCGUCUUUGGCCUGGACCGCGACAUCUGGGGCCAGCUGAGCCUGACGGGCUUGCAGCUGGCCCUGCACUCUCGGCUCUGCGACCGCACCCGGAUCGGCGAAUACCACCCGGGAUCAGUCCGCUACGCCCCUGCCGGGGAGCUGGAUCUCUCUGAUUCCGACGAGGAGGACACCAACGUGCUCUUCUACUCCCCGGAUAUGGCUCUGAAGGACAGGGGACCGUGAGCCCUGCAUGGAGCUGAGCAGGAGGAUGGCCAGGCAGACACAGGAGACGACCUGUCAGGCUCCAUUAUUAAUUUCCAGCUCUUAAUAUUUAAUGUCAUAAAACUGCAGCUCUCUGCGCAGCCGGGAGUGAGGAGUGAGACACGGAGGACAAGCCUCACGCGCCUCCCCAGCCCAGCAACCGGCUCCUCCGCUGUGCCUCCUUCAGCUCCCAUCAUUUAAGUUGGACUCCGUUUGCUGCCGUUUUCCACGGCUUUCAUGCUCCCAGUAUUUUCUAAGUAUGUGGUUCUUUUGCCGAUACGAGCAUGCAGUGUUUUAAUCUUCGUAUUUAUGAAGCGUGUGUGGCAUGUGUAUUUUUUGUACGUGUCUAAGGCUUGAAAGGGGUGGGCAACGGGGGGGGUCGGGGUCUCAGUGAGGUUUCCUUUGGCCGACUGCCCCAUUCUCUCCAUGCUGCGACUGGAACUGCACACACCCCCCCCCCUGUCAGGGGACGCCUUGACAGCCUGUCGAGUAGUGCAGCUGUCGGCUGAUUGGCAGACGGUUCAAGACGUCAUCAGAGGAACAUGAGUCGUCAAAGGGGGUCGGAGGACAUGUGACUGGCGGGUCACCUGCUGGGACAGCGAGCGCUGCGGGGGCCUGACCCCGGAGCUGAGCCACCCCUGUCUUCACCUGCAGACAGUAUUGUCGGCAAGAACUGCUGUGUUAUGGAUGUUGGCCCCUGUGUGGCAAUCCUGUGUCCGUCAUACAGUAAAGCACCUGGGUAUGAUAAACAAA